GGAAAGCGCAUCUGAUGCGCGCUCACAUCUCCACACUUAUACACGCAGGCAUACAGCAACACACCGGGAGCAUCCCUGAACGGAGGGAGCGCUCGUUUUUGGUUUGAUAGUCAGUGGGAGAUCACUGUAUCAUAUUUUGUCACGUUUGAUAACAGACUGUCUCUGACGCCGCAAAAUGAUCCUGGGCCCUGCAGAGCCUUCUGGAUUCUGAGGCCCGCACAGAAAUCCACCUUGCACCGGCAAACGGGAUCCUCAGUUACCGCCUCCAGCAGCAGCCAGCCCGAGACAGAAUGUCAAGUAGCCAGGAAGAAAGUCACUCCAGGGGCGGCGGCUCCGAGUGGGACUUGAAAAUGGCCUCUUCGAACAACACGUCCCCCGAGGGUGGACCUCCACCGCCGCUGCACCAGAACCGAAUACGGCAGUCCGACAGUAACACCAGUUUCCUGCGGGCUGCCAGAGCGGGGAACAUUGACAAAGUCCUCGACUACCUGAAAAAUGGAGUAGAUAUCAGCACCUGUAACCAGAAUGGUCUGAACGCGCUACAUCUGGCAGCUAAGGAGGGACACAAGGAUUUAGUGGAGGAACUGUUGGAGAGGGGAGCACCUGUUGACUCGUCCACCAAGAAAGGGAACACUGCCCUCCAUAUUGCCUCACUGGCCGGACAAAAGGAAGUAGUCAGACUACUGGUGAAGAGAGGAGCAGAUAUCAAUUCUCAGUCACAGAAUGGCUUCACUCCACUCUACAUGGCAGCUCAGGAGAAUCACUUGGAGGUGGUGCAAUACCUGUUGGAAAACGAUGGGAACCAAAGCAUUGCAACAGAGGACGGCUUCACCCCACUGGCCAUCGCCCUCCAGCAGGGCCACAACUCAGUGGUCUCCCUGCUGUUGGAGCAUGACACCAAGGGUAAGGUCCGCCUACCAGCCUUGCACAUCGCAGCCCGCAAGGAUGACACAAAGUCUGCCGCACUGCUGCUUCAGAACGACCACAACGCUGACGUCCAGUCUAAGAUGAUGGUCAAUAGAACCACAGAGAAUGGGAAGAGUGGGUUCACCCCUCUGCACAUCGCUGCUCACUAUGGUAACGUGAAUGUCUCCACCCUGUUGCUGAACCGAGGAGCUGCAGUGGACUUCACAGCCAGGAAUGGGAUAACGCCUCUUCAUGUGGCCUCCAAGAGAGGCAACGCCAACAUGGUGGCACUGCUGCUGGACCGAGGGGCUCAGAUAGAUGCUAAAACAAGGGAUGGGCUGACCCCCCUGCAUUGUGCAGCCAGGAGUGGGCAUGACCCAGCAGUGGAAAUUCUGCUAGAAAGAGGAGCUCCCAUCUUAGCCAGAACCAAGAACGGACUGUCCCCACUGCACAUGUCGGCCCAAGGAGACCACAUAGAGUGUGUUAAACUCCUGCUGCAGCACAAAGCGCCUGUUGAUGAUGUCACGCUGGACUACCUCACAGCGCUGCAUGUCGCUGCUCACUGUGGCCACUACAGAGUCACUAAGCUUCUGCUGGACAAGAAGGCCAAUCCCAACAUCAGAGCGCUGAAUGGUUUCACUCCUCUCCAUAUUGCUUGUAAGAAGAACAGGGUGAAGGUGAUGGAACUUUUGGUCAAAUAUGGAGCCUCCAUUCAGGCUAUUACUGAGUCUGGUCUGACUCCCAUCCAUGUAGCUGCCUUCAUGGGACACCUCAACAUUGUUUUACUUCUGCUACAGAAUGGGGCAUCUCCUGACGUCCGUAACAUUCGUGGUGAGACAGCUCUUCACAUGGCAGCACGAGCAGGUCAGAUGGAAGUGGUUCGCUGUUUGCUGAGGAAUGGAGCAUUGGUGGAUGCCAUGGCAAGGGAGGACCAGACUCCCCUCCACAUCGCGUCCCGUUUGGGGAAAACUGAUAUUGUCCAGUUGCUGCUGCAGCACAUGGCUCAUCCAGACGCUGCCACCACCAAUGGCUACACUCCCCUCCACAUUUCAGCCAGGGAGGGCCAAGUAGAGACUGCUGCCGUGCUGCUAGAAGCCGGAGCCUCACACUCACUGGCCACAAAGAAAGGAUUCACUCCAUUACAUGUAGCAGCUAAACAUGGAAGCCUUGAUGUAGCAAAACUUCUCCUUCAACGCAAAGCUCUCACCGAUGAUGCUGGCAAGAAUGGCCUAACUCCGUUACAUGUGGCAGCUCACUAUGACAACCGAGAUGUAGCUCUGCUGCUUCUGGAAAAAGCGGCAUCGCCUCAUGCUACUGCAAAGAAUGGCUACACUCCUCUCCACAUUGCAGCCAAAAAGAACCAGACGAACAUUGCAUUAGCGCUGCUGCAGUAUGGAGCAGAGACCAAUAUUCUGACCAAGCAGGGAGUCAGCCCUCUACACCUGGCAGCCCAGGAAGGACACGCUGAGAUGGCCAACCUGCUGCUGGGCAAAGGAGCUCACGUCAAUGCAGUCACCAAGAGUGGAUUGACUCCUCUGCACCUCACAGCCCAAGAAGACAGAGUCAGUGCGGCAGAAGUACUGGCCAAACAUGAUGCCAACUUGGAUCAGCAAACUAAGCUUGGAUAUACCCCUCUGAUAGUGGCCUGUCACUAUGGAAAUGCCAAAAUGGUGAACUUCCUGUUACAGCAGGGUGCCAGCGUCAACGCCAAAACUAAGAAUGGAUACACACCCCUUCACCAGGCAGCACAACAGGGGAACACACACAUUAUCAAUGUGUUGCUACAACAUGGCGCCAAGCCUAAUGCUACUACAGUGAAUGGAAACACAGCUUUGUCUAUUGCCAGACGUCUGGGUUACAUCUCUGUAGUAGACACAUUGAAAGUCGUCACUGAGGAGGUCGUCACUACCACAACGACGGUCAUAGAGAAACACAAACUCAAUGUCCCUGAGACCAUGACUGAGAUCCUUGAUGUGUCUGAUGAAGAAGGUGAGGACACCAUGACAGGUGAUGGAGGAGAAUAUCUGAGAGCAGAAGAUCUCAGAGAGCUGGGAGAUGACUCUCUGCCAGGACACUACGGGGACCUCAGUUACAUAUGCCACAACCUAGACAGGCCGCAGCACACUCCCAUUCACCAAAGUUAUCAUCAGAGAGAGGGAGUUUUCAUCGAAGACAUGCUUACAAGCCACCAGGUAUCAGCACUGUCUAGAGAGCAUGAAAAGGACUCGUUCCGUCUGAGCUGGGGAGCUGAGCAUCUUGAUAACGUGGUGCUGUCCUCCAGUCUGCUACACUCAGGCCGUUCCUCUCCGUGCCUAGACCAUGACAACAGCAGCUUCCUGGUCAGCUUCAUGGUAGAUGCCAGGGGCGGUGCCAUGCGUGGUUGCCGUCACAAUGGCCUGCGAAUCAUUGUACCACCAAGAAAGUGUUCUGCACCCACUCGGGUGACAUGCAGGCUGGUGAAGAGGCACCGUCUCGCCUCUAUGCCUCCAAUGGUGGAGGGUGAGGGGCUAGCUGGUCGCAUCAUUGAAGUGGGACCCACUGGAGCCCAAUUCCUGGGUAAGCUUCACCUUCCCACAGCUCCGCCCCCUCUAAAUGAGGGUGAGAGCCUGGUCAGUCGCAUCCUGCAGCUGGGUCCUCCAGGAACCAAGUUCCUCGGGCCUGUGAUUGUGGAGAUCCCGCAUUUUGCAGCUCUGCGGGGCACAGAGAGAGAGCUAGUGAUCUUGAGGAGUGAGACAGGGGAGAGCUGGAGGGAACACCACUGUGACUUCACUGAAGAGGAACUGAACCAGAUACUUAACGGGAUGGAUGAAAAACUUGAUUCCCCUGAGGAGCUUGAAAAGAAAAGAAUAUGCCGCAUCAUCACCCGUGACUUCCCACAGUAUUUUGCGGUGGUGUCACGGAUUAAACAGGAUAGUCAUUUGAUUGGACCAGAGGGCGGGGUCCUUAGUAGCACUCUUGUGCCCCAGGUCCAGGCUGUCUUCCCUGAAGGUGCCCUCACCAAGAAGAUCAGAGUUGGGCUACAGGCUCAGCCCAUUGAUGUCGAGAUGGUGAGAAAGAUUCUUGGAAACAAAGCCACAUUCAGCUCAAUUGUCACAUUGGAGCCAAGGAGGAGGAAGUUUCACAAACCAAUUACGAUGACCAUUCCCAUUCCCAAGAGCUCGAAUAGUGAUGUGCCAAGCACGGAUUUCAGUGGGGAGACCCCCACCUUACGUUUGCUUUGCAGUAUUACAGGUGGAACCACUCCUGCCCAAUGGGAGGACAUCACUGGUUCCACACCUCUCACCUUUGUUAACCAAUGUGUUUCCUUCACCACAAAUGUAUCCGCAAGGUUCUGGCUGAUAGACUGCAGACAGAUCCAGGAGUCUGUUAGUUUUGCCUCUCAGCUGUAUAGAGAGAUCAUCUGUGUUCCAUACAUGGCCAAGUUUGUAAUUUUUGCUAAGACACUGGACCCGAUUGAGGCCCGCCUGCGCUGUUUCUGCAUGACAGACGACAAGAUGGACAAGACCCUGGAGCAGCAAGAGAACUUCACUGAAGUUGCCCGUAGCCGAGAUGUUGAGGUGCUGGAGGGAAAACCUAUAUUUGCUGACUGCUUUGGAAACCUGGUACCUCUUACCAAGAGUGGACAACACCAUGUGUUCAGCUUCUUUGCCUUCAAAGAGAAUAGACUGGCCCUCUUCAUCAAAAUUAGAGACACAGCACAGGAACCAUGUGGUCGCUUGUCCUUCACCAAGGAACCCCGCACAUACCGUAGUCUUACCCACAAUGCUAUAUGCAACCUUAACAUCACUCUCCCAACAUAUUCAAAGGAGUCAGAUUCAGACCAAGAUGCAGAUGAUGAGAGUGAGAAGAGUGACAAGAAAUUGGAUUGGCAGGAUGAUGCUGACAGGAAAGAGGAGACAUUAGCUAUCAUUGCAGAUCUUCUUGGCUUCAGCUGGACUGAGCUUGCAAGAGAACUGGAAUUCAGUGAGGAUGAUAUCCAAUUAGUGAGAACACAGAAUCCUAAUUCCCUCCAAGAACAGAGCCAUGCCUUGCUGCAGCGCUGGGUUGAGCGGGAAGGCAAACAUGCCACAGAGGACUGUCUGAUUAAGAGACUCACCAAGAUCAACCGCAUGGACAUCGUCCAUCUUAUUGAAACCCAGAUGAACAAGUCACUUCAAGAGCAAACAUCUAGAACUUAUGCAGAGAUAGAGAAGACACUGGAUCAUAGUGAAGUGUCUGUAGCCCUGUCUUCAGUGCAAGAGGAUGCAGACAGCCCCAGAAUCGUGAGAAGGGUGGAGUCAGACCGCAGACCACCCCCUGCUGUUUCUGAAGAGGACCUCUCAGUUGCUUCCCUACUGGAUAUUCCUUCCUGGGCAGAGCCUGUUGGACAUACCCACUCAGAAAGCAUGCACGGUGACCUGUUGGAGGAGCUCGAGAUCCCACAUGAAUUGAAUCCUGACCUGUGGACCUCUGAGGAUGUAAUUACACAAGAACCUACAAGUUAUGACAACUCAGAUGAGCAAGCUGAUGAAAUGCCCAACAUCCCCACUCAGUCAGUGAUGGAAGAAAAGUACAAAGAUGAAAAUGGACACAUUGUUGUCAAAAAGGUUACCCGUAAAAUUAUUCGCAAGUGUGUUUCCACGGAUGGUGUGGAGCAUGAAGACGUGUCAUUAGAAGGAGUUCCCCAGGGGUCCAUCAGUAUGGCAAAGGGAGAUAGAUGCUCCAAGGCAGUGAAGCGGACUGUAGUGAAGAGUGAGGGAGACCACACAGAGGUCACAUUUACUGAAUGUGAGGGUUUCACAGCAUCAAAGCAGGAGACAGCCAAAGGUUAUAAGGUCAGUCGCGUAGAAAGGACAGCGGUGGUGGAGGGUGAAAGGACAAUGACACACCAGGGUGAUUCGUUUUUGGCCUCUGACCUCCCCUCAGCCCAAGACGACUUCAAACAGGCACUAGGUUAUAUAAGUGGUUUUAACAGAACAGCGCUCCCUCAAGUGGUAGAAAGAGAGAUUGUCAAAGAAGAUGGAACUGUGGUCAGGAGGGCCCACAUGCGUAAAGGACACACCCUCAGACGAACAGUGGUAAAGGGAGCUGGGCAGCGCAAACAGGUCCUUCUAGAGAAAGUGGAAAACCCCAGAAAAGGGUCAAAGCCACGUGGUCUCCAGCAGCAUCUCCACCAGCUCUUUCACCGCUACUACUACGAAGAAAAGGAGGACAACGAUGAGGACGAAGAGGACAAGGAAGAGUAGAGGAAUGUGUAACACUCUCCCCCACUCCCUGGUUCUGCCCAUACUAAAGCCCCCCUAAUCCUAUGCAUUAGCCACAUGCAAUCCCAGUGUGCACCAUGGCACAUCAAAGCUACCACAGUCUUCCCACUUAAGUCCUGGAAGAUUACCUUUUGUUCACAAUUUGGAGUUUUCCCUGGCUUCUAAUGUAUUCAUGAUUUUCUUUUCAUGUUUGGGUGUUGUUUUGCCUUUUUGUGACCAAAGAAAGCCUUCUGUUAUUUUCCUGAUUCAUUUUACUUUCCAUGUCAUAACUGUCUUUGAUAUUUUUGUCUUGAUGCUGUGGUAGAGCAACAUACACAAAAAACAGAGGGAUACUAUUACUAUCAACUAACAUACAAACCUCCUGAAGGUAAAGAACACUUUACCUGCAGACAUACUGGUACUGCUCUCUGAGUAGGUGCUUGAACUGAAAGACAAUAUCUCACACUGCACUGCCUCUCACAACCAGAGUUUCUUAGAUAUUCCUUACUUAUAAACUGUCUCACUCAUUGUACUAGCCUCUCAGCUCUUUCAAUUCAGGUGGUCAAGAUGUCACACAGAGAAAACCAGACUGUAUCGACACUGAAUUUAACUGCUGCUGCUGUGUUUUGUGUAGGCUAUGUGUAAUCUGUCUUUGGGAAUUAUAUAUUAUCUAUAAUCUAGACAUUACUGACAUCAGUAGCCUAGGAAUUAAUAAUCACUUAUGUGAAGUAUAGAGCAGGCAUGACUAAUCAACAUCUGUCAUUAUGAUCCUAGCUUUGACUGCUUUGUAGAUCUAUGAAUUGCUCUCCUGCCUCUCUUUCCCUUCUGUGUGUGUCUUUCUGUGUUUUUAUGUGUAGUUAGUUUUUUUUUUGGGGGGGGGGGGUUGCUUUUUUUAAUUGUUGAUCUUGAUUCAUGCUGUAUGAAUGGUUAAUGUGUUUGUGAGGUUGUACUGUAGGUACUGUGUGUCUAUGCAUGUGUUGAGUACUGCAUUAUCAGCUUGUUUAAAGAGGGUACGAUUUUAGGCUGAUUUUAACUGCUAAGAUGUCUUAUUUUAGAGGGGUUUUUUUAUUUUGAUUUUAGUUUACUAGUUAGUAUAAAGAACAAAUUUAAUUUUAAUGUGAGUGAGAAGCUUCUAUUUAUUAGGAAGGCCCUCAGAAAUUGCCACUGGUGAACAAGAUCAUCACAGCUGCUUUAGAGACACUUAUGUCUGAUAUGAAAUGUGUGGUAAGGUGAUCAGGUGUUUCUGCUUUAUUUAUGUUAGACUUUGUUAUUUCAUCUUUUGAACAAGACAGUGUUGGACCAGGUGUUUGCAGUCGUAUGGUGUGUGUUUGAGUGAAUGAGUCUGUGAGUGUAGUAAGUGUGUGCCAGUUUCUGUCAGCAAAGAAAAGAAACAUUUAUUUUACACAAACCACAUUUGCACUCCUGAAUGUCAGGAGGGAACACCUCCAUGCUUUUUUUGUGCACAGGAUAUGAGAUACAGUAUAUCUACAGAGAGUCUCAUUUUGGCGGGCUAGAUGAUAAAUACAAGAUAGCGUUAUACCAGACACGCAUAAUGAGGCAGAUUGAGAGCUUAAAUAUGCCAUUUCUCACAGCUCUAAGCAUCGUUACUCUAUGUAUCUACAACAUGUAAUGUAUUUAUUUCACUAUCACGGUUUACUUUGUGAUUUAGAAAAAUGUAAAAUGCAAACUAGUGGAAGUUCACUGUGACAGGUAUGCUUUUAAUUUGAAGAAUCAGCAUCCUUUUCUGUGAUGACAGUUAUAUACAUAUACAAUGCAUAUAUAUAUAUAUAUAUAUAUAUCUAUAAGGGCAUGUAUUACUGUAUCAAAAUUCAAAAAAGACAAAAACAAUGGCUGCAGUGUGUCUAUGGCUAAUAGAGAAUAAAAGUCUACAAAUGUA
This is a messenger RNA of Micropterus salmoides (largemouth bass), 8025 nucleotides long. RefSeq names its product ankyrin-2-like. The record is from RefSeq and is a predicted model, not a curated record. Gene Ontology annotation, biological process: regulation of cardiac muscle contraction; protein localization to T-tubule; signal transduction. The transcript is spliced from 49 exons. Gene Ontology annotation, molecular function: protein binding. Lineage: Eukaryota; Metazoa; Chordata; Actinopteri; Centrarchiformes; Centrarchidae. Gene Ontology annotation, cellular component: T-tubule. Bases 291 to 6131 code for a protein of 1946 amino acids.